Desarmillaria tabescens is the source of this 1448-nucleotide messenger RNA. RefSeq names its product oligosaccharyl transferase beta subunit. Lineage: Eukaryota; Fungi; Basidiomycota; Agaricomycetes; Agaricales; Physalacriaceae. Bases 60 to 1388 code for a protein of 442 amino acids. The transcript is spliced from 5 exons. Gene Ontology annotation, cellular component: endoplasmic reticulum membrane; oligosaccharyltransferase complex. The record is from RefSeq and is a predicted model, not a curated record.
CUUGAAUUUUGGCUCUAUAGGCCAUUUGCUUGGCCUUCAUUUCUUUAGUCCCGGGCAAUAUGCUCUCACUAUGCACCCUUAUGUCUCUUCUCUUCUAUCUCUUCAGCCUUCUGGACGCUAAGUCAAGCACUGGCAAUUCAGUACUCGUCGUUCUUGAUCCUGCUGCGCAAAGCCAGUUCUCGAUAUUCUUCGACGGCCUGAAAGAUUCUGGAUAUGAACUUACCUUCCGUGGCCCAAAGGAGGAGGGACCGCUUCUAAUUGAGGACGGCAUUGCAUCGUUCGCCCAUGUUAUCGUCUUUGCCUCCGACACCAAAAACUUUGCAAAAGACAUCACACCUCAAAACCUCGUCCAGUUACUCUCACUGAACACCAACCUUUUGAUCGCGCUUUCUCCAAAACAAACCAUGCUUUCCUCGCUUGCGGCCGAGUUUUCUCUCAUCCUUCCACCUCCUGGUACUCCCCUCAUCUCCCACUUCCCCGAGAGGGAUGAACCCGCCAAUGUCAUUCCCAUCUCAGUGCCUGCAGAUUCACCUCUGCUGACUCCCAAUACACCACCAGUAUGGUUCUCUGGCAUUCCAUUCGCGCGUGGAAACAACCCGCUCAUCGUUCCCAUCUUGAACGCCCCGGAAGAAAGCUUUGCUGCAGACUCUGACAGUUCCAGCGAUACACUAGCCGACGCCGCAGAGAAGGGUGGUGAAGGACUCUGGGCAGGUAGCCAGCUUGGUGUCGUAUCUGGUUUCCAGGCGCUGAGCGGCGCGCGUGUGACCUGGGUUGGUGGUGUGGAUUUGUUCCGUGACAAGUUCGCAAACAAAGAAAUAUCCAAGGGCGUGAAAUCUGGCAACAUGCAGUUCGCGCGUGAUGUCGCUGCUUGGACUUUCCAAGAAUCUUUGGUGCUGCGCAUCGAGGAUGCUGACCAUUAUAUCGCGAAUACUACGAUUUCCAAAGAACAAUAUACCAUCAACGACCCUAUUGUCUACUAUGCGGCCAUUUCUCGAUACAAUCCGAAGGAGGAUGCAUGGGAGCCGUAUUCCGACAUCAAGGAUAUGCAACUCGAAUUCACUAUGCUGGACCCGCAUAUCCGCACUACUCUACCACCCGUAGCAGGAAAACCAGGCAUUUACUCCACACAAUUCCGCGCGCCUGACCGACACGGUGUGUUUAAGUUUGUAAUUGACUACAAGCGCAAAGGAUGGACGCACCUUCAUCAUUCAAUCACUGUAGCUGUCGUGCCGCCACGGCAUGACGGAUACCCGCGAUUCCUCGGUGCAGCUUGGCCAUACUACGCUGGUGCUAUAAGCACGAGCGUCGGGUUCUUCUUGUUCUCUGCGAUGUGGCUCGCUGGUGAUGUACGCCAGUCGAAGACAAGUAAAUCCCAAAAGACAGAAUAGAUGGUACGGUCAAUGUAUUUAAAUUGCGUGCGAAUUGAGCUGCUUUUUUUUCUGGGUAAA